Orbicella faveolata is the source of this 1030-nucleotide messenger RNA. RefSeq names its product large ribosomal subunit protein mL63-like. Gene Ontology annotation, molecular function: structural constituent of ribosome. Gene Ontology annotation, biological process: mitochondrial translation. Gene Ontology annotation, cellular component: mitochondrial ribosome. NCBI's taxonomy places the organism in Eukaryota, Metazoa, Cnidaria, Anthozoa, Scleractinia, Merulinidae. The record is from RefSeq and is a predicted model, not a curated record.
AGUUACUUGUUCCAGUCCUCUCUCUCUAUCGGCUAGUUGGGCGCCAUCUUUGCUCUUUUCCAUGUCUUUUGGUUGAGUUUCGUGGUAUUUUUGUCAGUGAUGUGGUUGACAAGAAUAUUGUGUAAACGACACACACCUGGAAGGAUAUGGGGAGGGAAGUACAGGCUUGUACAGAAAAUGACUGCCACUAGAAGAAGAACUGAAGUAAAAAAUGAAAGAAGAGUAGAGAGAAAUGAAGAGCUACUUGCUACUCCUUAUUUAACACAGGCUCAAGAAUUUGAACAUGCUUGGGAAAGGAAGCAGCAAGAGGAGAAGAUGUUUCGUGAUUCUUUGCGAGCUCACAAAGCUAGAAAAAUGGCCGAUGUGUAUGCCUUUGGACCGAAGCCGGACAAAGCUAAAGCUGAAAACAUUUUGGAACAUUUAAAUGUCUCAAGAAUUCAACACGAAUAAAUCAGUUUAUAGUGAUAUGAUCGGCGACUGAAAAACAUUCUGGUUUUGAGUUUAUGUCCAGUGUAUAUAUAUAUCUUUUUUUGCGUGGGAUGGCAAAAUAAUGACUGAGAGCAUGACGUAUUUUUUUUUCCUUUCUUCGUGUGCGACAAAAAUUUCGUGGUUUGCGCCUGCCUUUCCUACGUUAGAAGUGAGUAGUUUCCAGUUUGUUGGAACGCUAGAAUUCUUUUCGUCAUUUAAGAGGAUUUUUGUAGAGUUAGUUAAUAAUUCAAAGAAAAAGAAACAAAGUCAAUGCCAUGCUGUCGUUCCCCUUUGAAUGCGAUGCCUUAUUUCUCCACCUGUGGCGAUGGCUCAAGAACGAUGAGCUCUGAGCUGAAUGAAGAGCAGCGAAGCAAGGUUGUCUCAUUCCUGUUCUUCUCAUUCUCUCGCCUCUAUCAUGUUUUGCAAGAAAACGGCCUACUUUGUGACUUAGCUUUCAACACUGAUGUACAUCUCUGCAGUAAAUUAAUAAUAUGUAAUUACCUGGUUUUUCUUAAGAUUUUAAUUGUGGUAUUGAAAAAUAAAUAGAAAGCCAAGUUCGCAA